CUGCACCGUCAUCUCCUGCCCCGCCGAGGCUUGACCCGUGCUGUCCCCCUCUCCCUUCCUUUGCCCACCGAUUGGAGGGACACUCUGGAAAACUCAGUUGAAGAAAGCGGAGAGUCUGCGUGUACACAGUGCAAUGAUGUCAGUUAAUGCACUAGUGAGGGCAUGUGUUGUUCACGGUACACAGAAGAAGGAACCACCAGCCCUUGGGACACUUAGGCAUUGGUGUAGACAAGGGAACAUUUGAGUCCUGGACGAUGGAUAGGUCCACGGAGCGGAGGGAGGAGAAAAGGAUUCCAGUCUUAGCGAUCAGCAUCAGCAAAGGCUCCGAGGUGCCAGAGGCAUAGUGAGUUCUCCGAUCCCUGGCUGGUGGAGGGAAGCUGGGAAGGGCCUGGCUGUCCAGGGUGGUGGGAGGAGGCUAGAGUAGCCAGACCAGAUAUUUUGGGUUGUCUCUGAUGGGCAGUGGGGUGUGGGGGGGAGGUAGAUAGGUAUUUAGGAUGGAAUUCUGCUAGACAGGAAAAUAUAGUUCAGUUCCUCAUAGUUCAGGCUGGAGCAAGUAAGAUUCCAGUUUUACCACUGAAUCUCUGAGCCUGUCUCCUCAUCUGUAAAAUGGGAACAGCAAUCCUAGCCCAGAGGGUUGUCAAAGUCACUGUGCUAUCGGGCCUGGCAGAAUGGGAGUGAGAGGGGCUCAGAGGGACUGUUACAGGACAUGAGGUGACGAUGGUGGGGUGGCAAGGCAGGAGCUGAUGGAGACUCACUGAGAAGUGGAGAAGCAAGAUUCAUCACAUACGGGACAUAAAGGGAGAUGGAGGGGCAGGGGGUAGUCCUGGUCUCGGCCUGGUGGGGAAGGGCUUCAAUGGGAGGAAGCCAGGGUGUGAAGUGACGGGGGAGGUAUAGUGUGACACCAGAGGGUACUGAGAAAGACCUGGGAGGCAGGAUGGCGGCUAGGACUAAAUCCUCUCUCCCAGAGAAGGCCGAGCCUCCUAGAGCCAGAGAAGGAGGCAGAGGAGGGACAGCAAAGGGAAGAAGAGAUGGGAGGAUGCCGUGUGAACAAAGCCAAGGCGGGGAGGAGAAGAAGUUAUUAUCAGGGUGGGGGUGGGCUGAGGGCAUGGUUCAAGGCCUGAUGUCUUUGCCUCCUAAUGCCGGGGGUCUUGCUGGCUGGGUCAGGCCACUCACAGGAAUGGGCCAUAAUCCUUGGUUGACAAUAAAUGGACAAAGCAGCUGGGUGCGGUGGCUCAUGCCUGUAAUCCCAACACUUUGGGAGGCCAAGGUGGGUGGAUCACGAGGUCAGGAGUUCGAGACCAGCCUAGCCAACAUAGUGAAACCCCGUCUCAACUAAAAACACAAAAAAUUAGCUGAGCGUGGUGCGGGCACCUGUAAUCUCAGCUACUCGGGAGGCUGAGGCAGAAGAAUCGCUUGAACUCAGGAGGCAGAGGUUGCAGUGAUGAGAGAAUGUGCCACUGCACUCCAGCCUGGGCAACAGAGUGAGACUCUGUCAAAAAAAAAAAAAAAAAAUGGAUAAAGCAGAUUGACUCUCCCUAAUAGCCGCUGUUGGUAGAGAUAGUCUCUCAAGAGCCAGGCAUGGUGGUUCACAUGGUGGUUCACAAAGUGCUGGUAAUCCCAGCACUUUGGAAGGCUGAGAUGGGAGGAUUGCUUGAGGCCAGCAGUUCGAGACCAGCCUGAUCAAUAUAGCAAGACCAGGACAGGCGCGGUGGCUCACGCCUGUAAUCCCAGCACUUUGGGAGGCCAAGGCAGGUGGAUCACGAGGUCAGGAGUUCAAGACCAGCCUGGCCAACAUAGUGAAACCCCGUCUCCACUAAAAUAAAUAAAUACAAAAAAUAUAUAUAGCAAGACCCCACCUCUAAAAAAAAAAAAAAAAAAAAAGGCUGGGCACGAGAAUCACUUGAGCCUGGGAGGCGGAGGUUGCAGUGAGCCAAGAUUGCGCCACUGCACUCCAGCUUGGGCAACAGCGAGACUCCAUCUCAAAAAAAAAAAAAAAAAAGUCUCUCAAAAUAGUGCGAUCCAUGGAGGAAAAUCAGUCCAAGUUCGGCAAGUAUUUGUCGGUAUCCUGUAUGAGCUAGGCCUUGGGUACUUCAAGAUCAAACAACAAAUGUCUGUAGGUAAUUCCCAGGUCAGCAGGGAGCCAGGUGGGUCAGCAGAGAGACAGUCACAUUAGGAGUUAGGGCUUCAGUAGGGAGACAGGUGGGUCUCAGGUGAUGUCAAGAGAUCUUGGUCAGAGCUAGGCCUGAAGAAGAUUCUGGUAUCUCUGCUCAGGAAUCAGGGGACCAGGAAGGGCCAGGAGACUACAUUGGGGUUGCACUAUGGUGGUGGUGUUGGUGGGAGGGUGUAGAGGCGGGGCUUGUCCUGGAAAGUUGGAUAUCAGGGUCAAGGUAAGGGGAGAGGGGCAGGGAGGCUCUCAGCACUUUGUGCUCUGGGUUCAGAGGGGACUGGAGGAUAGAGUAUGGAAGCAGGGAGCUCUGAUCCUGGGUUCUGCAGGGCCAAAGCAGGAGGCAGAAGGCUGGACUUAGUAAGUGGUGAGGAUGGUGAGAGAAAUAUUCAGCAGUCAGACUGGAAAGGACUUGUCUGCAAGCUGGGUGUGGAGUAUCAGCAUCAAUCCUAGGUUUUUCUGCCUGGUUAGGUGGGGAAGCAGAUUUGAGAGAAAGACCUUAGUUUGGAUAAACGGGGUCUGAACUCGCCUCGGAUUUGCCGGGGGUGGAGCUCAGGACGUCCUGGUUGGGGAGGGCAUUCAGAGAGUAGAUGCCAGUCCUGGGAAAGGCAGGGGAGGAGAGGAGAGCCACGGCUGACGCUUGGGGACAGAAGGAGGAGCCUGAGGAGGAGACAGGACAGAGCGUCUGGAGAGGCAGGAGGACACCGAGUUCCCCGUGUUGGCCUCCAGGUCCUGUGCUUGCGGAGCCGUCCGGCGGCUGGGAUCGAGCCCCGACAAUGGGCAACGCGCAGGAGCGGCCGUCAGAGACUAUCGACCGCGAGCGGAAACGCCUGGUCGAGACGCUGCAGGCGGACUCGGGACUGCUGUUGGACGCGCUGCUGGCGCGGGGCGUGCUCACCGGGCCAGAGUACGAGGCAUUGGAUGCACUGCCUGAUGCCGAGCGCAGGGUGCGCCGCCUACUGCUGCUGGUGCAGGGCAAGGGCGAGGCCGCCUGCCAGGAGCUGCUACGCUGUGCCCAGCGUACCGCGGGCGCGCCGGACCCCGCUUGGGACUGGCAGCACGUGGGUCCGGGCUACCGGGACCGCAGCUAUGACCCUCCAUGCCCAGGCCACUGGACGCCGGAGGCACCCGGCUCGGGGACCACAUGCCCCGGGUUGCCCAGAGCUUCAGACCCUGACGAGGCCGGGGGCCCUGAGGGCUCCGAGGCGGUGCAAUCCGGGACCCCGGAGGAGCCAGAGCCAGAGCUGGAAGCUGAGGCCUCUAAAGAGGCUGAACCGGAGCCGGAGCCAGAGCCAGAGCUGGAACCCGAGGCUGAAGCAGAACCAGAGCCGGAACUGGAGCCAGAACCGGACCCAGAGCCCGAGCCCGACUUCGAGGAAAGGGACGAGUCCGAAGAUUCCUGAAGGCCAGAGCUCUGACAGGCGGUGCCCCGCCCAUGCUGGAUAGGACCUGGGAUGCUGCUGGAGCUGAAUCGGAUGCCACCAAGGCUCGGUCCAGCCCAGUACCGCUGGAAGUGAAUAAACUCCGGAGGGUCGGACGGGACCUGGGCUCUCUCCACGAUUCUGGCUGUUUGCCCAGGAACUUAGGGUGGGUACCUCUGAGUCCCAGGGACCUGGGCAGGCCCAAGCCCACCACGAGCAUCAUCCAGUCCUCAGCCCUAAUCUGCCCUUAGGAGUCCAGGCUGCACCCUGGAGAUCCCAAACCUAGCCCCCUAGUGGGACAAGGACCUGACCCUCCUGCCCGCAUACACAACCCAUUUCCCCUGGUGAGCCACUUGGCAGCAUAUGUAGGUACCAGCUCAACCCCACGCAAGUUCCUGAGCUGAACAUGGAGCAAGGGGAGGGUGACUUCUCUCCACAUAGGGAGGGCUUAGAGCUCACAGCCUUGGGAAGUGAGACUAGAAGAGGGGAGCAGAAAGGGACCUUGAGUAGACAAAGGCCACACACAUCAUUGUCAUUACUGUUUUAAUUGUCUGGCUUCUCUCUGGACUGGGAGCUCAGUGAGGAUUCUGACCAGUGACUUACACAAAAGGCGCUCUAUACAUAUUAUAAUAUAUUCGCUUACUAAAUGAAUAAGGACUUUCCAA
Molecule: messenger RNA, 4250 nt
Organism: Homo sapiens (human)
Lineage: Eukaryota; Metazoa; Chordata; Mammalia; Primates; Hominidae
Gene: NOL3
Product: nucleolar protein 3
Exons: 5
Coding region: 2755-3567 (270 amino acids)
Biological process (GO): negative regulation of mitochondrial membrane permeability involved in apoptotic process; intrinsic apoptotic signaling pathway; negative regulation of signal transduction
Cellular component (GO): nucleolus; cytoplasm; membrane
Molecular function (GO): signaling receptor binding; death effector domain binding; death receptor binding
Source: RefSeq, a predicted model, not a curated record